Fusarium graminearum PH-1 is the source of this 1656-nucleotide messenger RNA. RefSeq lists its product as uncharacterized. Gene Ontology annotation, molecular function: DNA binding; zinc ion binding. Gene Ontology annotation, biological process: DNA-templated transcription. Lineage: Eukaryota; Fungi; Ascomycota; Sordariomycetes; Hypocreales; Nectriaceae. The transcript is spliced from 9 exons. The record is from RefSeq and is a predicted model, not a curated record. The coding region runs from base 1 to 1656 and encodes 551 amino acids.
AUGUCGGGAGCGAAAGUAUCUGAGAACCUUCUGAACGAGUUGAAACGAAAAGCGGAGGAAUUAGACGAAAUGCGAGGGCCAGCCAAGAAGACUCCAAGACCAUCAGGAAGCGAGGGCUUCCUUGGACCUUCUUCAACCUGGGCAUACAGUCGCCAUGUCAUGGUCAUGAUUCGACAGUAUGUUGACCAAGAAACAACACCAGAGGUUCCACUCAACAUUGAUGGACAUGCCUUUAAUAUAGAGCUUCCCCGCAUGAGACAAGCUGGAACGUUGAUCGACAUAGAAAGUCUCCCUUCACUUGACUACGCCAUCUACCUCACAAACACCGUCAAGUUCCACAUAGCCCAAACCUACCACAUUUUCGAGGAAUCUCAUUUCAUGCGUGGUCUCUUGUCGCUAUACAACGACGGGCCACCUCCCUUGACGUCAGAUAAUCGGAUGUGGUAUAUCCAGUACUUCCUUGUCAUGGCAAUGGGUAAGGGACUUCUUACUCGGGGUAUGUCAAAGGCCGGAUCACCCGGUAGCGAGUACUUUUUGCGAGCAAUGGAGCUUUUUCCUGACGCCAGCGGGUUGUAUCAAGAUCCAAUACUAUCUAUUGAGCUUGGAUUGGGAUUGAGGAUAGCCCUGAGUCAAGGUCUCCACCGUGACAUAGUGGGUGAAUUCUCAGAUGAUGCCGAAGUCGAUCGGUAUCGCAACGCGUGGUGGACGCUAUACAUUCUUGACCGCAAAUUCUCAUCUUUGAUGGGUGCUCCGAGCUCUGUCCAAGAUAGCGACAUCUCUGUACCGGUACCGGGGCAACUUGCUGGAUCACGGAAGUCGAAUGCCCUCGAUAUGCAUAUUAAGCUGUCAAGGCUCAUCGCAAAAGUUCUCAACAACGCAGCGGUGUACGGGAUUGACGGAAGAUUGGAUGAUUCAUUCCCCAAGAAUACUCUAACAAUCUUGAAAGAGCUCGCUGCCUUGGCCGCUGAGUGGAACUCAUACCCAGACUUGAAAUUGGACGGUCAAGGUCCAGUAUCACGAGUCUCUGCUACGCUCAAUCUUUGUUACCACCAGUGCAUCGUAUUAGCAACGAGGCCCGUUCUAAUGUGUCUCCUGCGAGAUAAGUUAGAGUUGGACAGAAGAGAAAGUAGGUCGACGUUCGAGAUUGCCGAGCCUAUCAAAGCUCUGUUGAAAGCUUGCUAUGACUCGGCGCACAAGUCUCUCCGUAUCUUGGCCACGUUACAAACCCAAGAUCUUCUCGAACUCUUUCUACCAUUCGAUUUGGACCACACAUUUUCAGCAGGUUUUGUUCUCGCUCUUAUCUCUACCGUCCAGCCAUUCUCAGACGCCAUGUGCGACUCGUGUUUCGACGCGACAAUAAACAUUCUCGAUACAUUAAUUGCUGGUGGUAAUCUUCCUGCAUGUUUCCGACGUCAAGAGAUGGAGCGCUUACACGACAUGCUACAUCUGAUAAAGCAACGAGAGAGGAUAUCACCGCAACCUAAUGUGGACCAAAUCCCUGGCUUUGAUGCACAUCGAGGAGAACAGGGAAUCUCGCCAACUCAAUUGCUCGCUGUGACCAAUAUGCUGGGUUCUCAGCCAUCCUUUGACUUGGAUCUUGAUACGGUAAAUAGCUGGUUGUGGGAAUUUGCUGGUGUUGGGGAUGCGCCAUCAUAG